AUGGCAGGAGGACCCCUUAGCAUCAAGGAGGAGAUGGAAACAUCCCUGGCUGAAGAGCUGGUUCCUGGAAGCUAUAUGCAAAACCAAGAGCACCUGGUGAUAGCAGAAAUGAUGGAGCAUGGAUCUCAGUCCCUGGGUGCCUCUCGGCGGCGACAAAAGUUGGAUCCAAAGUCUGCUGGCUCUGCUGCAGGUCAACCGGUUUGGAAUAUGACUGCCACCCGGCCCAAGAAAACGGGGCCCCAGGUGCCAAUGCCCAGAAUGUUGAGAGAACCAGGCCAUGGUGAUGCCCACCCCCAGGAGUAUCCUGGUGGCUUCCAAAACACGAGAUUCCACUAUGAGCGCAACCCAGACGCAGAUAGGGUGGCAGAGAUUGGCCUGGAAGAGCUAAAUGGACUGGAGAUGGAAGUCAUGAGAAGACAGCUGCACGUGAUCACCAGCCGGCUGCGAGCCCUGGAGGACCAGGGUGCCACCUGGCGCCACAGGGAUGCUCUGUUCUUCACCAUGCUGGUGUCGGCCUGCGUCGCCAACCUGUGGCUGUGGAUGCGCCAGUGA
Neomonachus schauinslandi (Hawaiian monk seal) is the source of this 552-nucleotide messenger RNA. It is a transcript of the gene FATE1, whose product is annotated as fetal and adult testis expressed 1. The record is from RefSeq and is a predicted model, not a curated record. The transcript has 5 exons. Gene Ontology annotation, molecular function: ubiquitin protein ligase binding. Gene Ontology annotation, biological process: negative regulation of apoptotic process; negative regulation of mitochondrial calcium ion concentration. Gene Ontology annotation, cellular component: mitochondrial outer membrane; mitochondria-associated endoplasmic reticulum membrane contact site; endoplasmic reticulum. Lineage: Eukaryota; Metazoa; Chordata; Mammalia; Carnivora; Phocidae. Bases 1 to 552 code for a protein of 183 amino acids.